AUGUACAGCCCAUGGCUUCCUGACCUGCCUUCACCUCCCAGCCGUGCCCCUACCCUAGCCCGUGCUGUGGGGGAAGGAAGGGGUGAGCUGGCUCCUCUCAGCACUUCCCACAGCCUCGCUUGUGAUCUGCCCACGCUGCCCCAGGACGGGUUUGGAGCUGCUCCCCGUGAUUCUCCCUCCUCCUGCAGGGGCUGCGUUCGCUACCAGGGAGACUCCCGUGAGAUCUCUGCUCAGCCCGGCUCCUCUUGCCAUGGUCAGUCCCAGCUGAGGAACGUGGCCUCUUCUGGUGCCAUUAGGAAGCACCAGAAGAGCCUGUCUGCAUGGUUCAGCCACCAGCCCAAUGAAGAGAGGCAGUUUGGCCCUUCCUUCUCACUGGAUGCCGUCCACGUGGACCCAGUGAUCCGGGAGAGCUCCCUGGAGGAGAUUCUGAAGCCCUCCCCUGAUUUAACCAUCCAGAACCAGCUCCAGCAGCCCUGUAGAAAGGUUAUCAGCCUCCACAACCUCUUUGACGUGGACGCCUGUGGGCGGCAGGUGAAGAACGUGGUGCUCUAUGGCACGGUGGGCACGGGCAAGAGCACCCUCAUCAAGAAGAUGGUGGUGGACUGGUGCCACGGCCGCCUGCCCCACUUUGAGCUGGUCAUCCCCUUCUCCUGCGAGGACCUGUCCCACAGCCACGCCCACGUGUCCCUGCGGCGCCUCAUCACCAAGAAGUACCAGCACCUCCGGGACGUGGUGCCGGUGCUGGAAGCUUCCAACCUCAGGGUGCUCUUCAUCCUCAACGGCCUGGAGCGCCUCAACCUGGACUUCCGCCUGGCUGGCACGGAGCUGUGCUGUGACCCCAACGAGCCCGUGCCACCCUCUGCCAUUGUGGUCAACCUGCUGCGGAAAUACCUCCUGCCCGAGGCCAGCAUCAUCGUCACCACGCGCCCUUCGGCCGUGCGCCGCAUCCCCGGCAAGUACGUGGGCCGCUACGCCGAGAUCUGCGGCUUCUCCGACACCAACCUGCAGAAGCUCUACUUCCAGAUGCGCCUCAGCCAGCCGGGCUGCUCCGGAGAGGAGAGCCAGCACCGCAGCUCGGCGGAGCAGGAGAACCUGGUGGAGAUGUUGUCGAGGAACUUGGAGCGCCACAACCAAAUAACAGCUGCCUGCUUCUUGCCCUCCUACUGCUGGCUGGUGUGCACCACCCUGCACUUCCUCUACUUCACCAGGACGGUUCCUCCCAGCCAGACCCUGACUGGCAUCUACACCAGCUUCCUGCGGCUCAACUUCAGCGGGGAGGUGCUGGACAGCACCGACCCCACCCACAUCUCCAUGAUGAAGUACGCGGCCAAGACAGUGGGCAAGCUGGCCUACGAGGGGGUGAUGUCCCGCAAGACCUGCUUCUCAGAGGAGGACCUGCGGCAGUGCUUCGAGGUGGAGAUGAAGACCGAGAGCGAGCUCAACCUCCUGGAGGUUUUCCGCAGCGACGUCUUCCGCUUCUUCCUCAGCCCGUGCGUGCAGCCGGGCAAGGAGCACACCUUUGUCUUCACCAUCCCCGCCAUGCAGGAGUACCUGGCAGCCCUGUACGUGGUGCUGGGCGAGAAGAAGACCCUGGCCCAGAGAGUGGGGAAGGAGCUGUCAGAGGUCAUUGGGAAGGUGAGCGAAGAUGUGGCUGUGGUUGUGAACAUCAUUUCCAAAGUGCUGCCCCUGCGUUUCCUCCCCGUGCUCUUCAACCUGCUCAAGAUCUUCCCUCGCUACUUCUCCCGGGUGAGCGGCAAGGACAAGGAUGCCAUUGCCCACACCAUGGCAGAGGAGCUGUUCAAAGAGGAGGACUACUACAACGACGAUGUCUUGGACCAGAUCAACUCCAGCAUCCUGGGCGUGGAAGGCCCCAUGCGCCACCCCGACGAGGCCCCGGAUGAUGAGGUCUUUGAGCUCUUCCCUAUUUUCAUGGGCGGAAUCCUGUCCCGCCGCAACCGCGCCAUCCUGGAGCAGCUGGGCUGCUCCAUCAAGAAUCUGGCAGCCUUUGAGAUCGCCAAGGCCAUGAAGAAGACGGUGAUCAGGAAGGGCCGCAAGGGCCUGCCCCCCUCCGAGCUCAUGGACUACCUGUUCUUCCUGCACGAGUUCCAGAACGAGCGCUUUGCAGCCGAGGCCGUCCGCUCCCUCCGUGCUGUCAACCUCUCCUCUGUCAAGAUGACCCCUCUCAAGUGCUCCGUGCUGGCAUCUGUCAUGAGCACCACGUGUCACGAGGUGGAGGAGCUGAACCUGACCUCCUGCAACCUGGACAGCGGCAGCUUGAGGACCCUCUUCCCUGUCCUGCUGCGAUGCAAAGCUCUCCAUUUGCAGCUCAACAGCCUGGGCUCCAAAGCCUGCAAGGAAAUCCGUGACCUGCUCCUGCAUGACAAGUGUGUGGUGAGCAGCCUGCGGCUGGCCAAUAACCCCGUGGGCGAGCAGGGCGCUCGCUACCUGGCCGAGGCGCUGGCCGGCAACCGCUCGCUGACCCAGCUGUCCCUGCUGCACACCUCACUGGGGGACCCCGGCGCCGAGGCCAUCGCCCAGCACCUGGCCCAGAACCAGCAUCUGCAGGAGCUCAACCUGGGCUACAACUCCCUGACGGACACGGCGGCCCUGCGCGUGGUGGAGGUGGCCAAAAGGCACGAGACGCUGGACAAAGUGCAUCUCUACUUCAACGACAUCAGUGAGGAUGGCAAGAGGGCACUCGACAGCCUGCGCAUGGACCGGGACGGCGUCAGGGCUCUGGUUUUCCUCACGGCGGGCACCGACGUUUCCGAUUACUGGUCCCACAUCCUGAACGUGGUGCAGAGGAACCUGCCCUUCUGGGACCGAGAGCGGGUCCGGCAGCACCUCGCCCUCCUCCUGCAGGACCUGGAGAGCAGCCGCAGCCAGACUGCCAACCCCUGGAGGAAAGCCAAAUUCCUGCGAGUCGAGAGCGAGGUCAAGAAAAUGCUGGGGAAACUGCAGGAUGGGAGCCUCUAACCUGCUGCCCAUCCACCAGCCAGGACUGGGCAGUGGAGUGUGUGCCCACCUGGAGAUGCUGGGUGGAUGGUGCUGGGUGCGUGGGGCUCAGCCUCGUCUGCAGGCGAGGCUGAAGUGUGGGAACAGGACAGAAACCAGGCCAGGAGUAAAUGGGACUUGUUCUUCUAGGCUUGUGGAAAGCCAGCCCCUGCACCCUGGCCAGAGCAGUGGCAGGGAGCAGGAUUCAGGCUUGUCUGUGAAUCUUUUGGGAGCA
Molecule: messenger RNA, 3229 nt
Organism: Pseudopodoces humilis (Tibetan ground-tit)
Lineage: Eukaryota; Metazoa; Chordata; Aves; Passeriformes; Paridae
Gene: NLRX1
Product: NLR family member X1
Molecular function (GO): protein binding
Source: RefSeq, a predicted model, not a curated record